Molecule: messenger RNA, 1687 nt
Organism: Punica granatum (pomegranate)
Lineage: Eukaryota; Viridiplantae; Streptophyta; Magnoliopsida; Myrtales; Lythraceae
Source: RefSeq, a predicted model, not a curated record
AGAGAGAGAGAGAGAGGAGAUUACCCUUAUCUUUUCAUUAUCCCACUUGAUAAGAACCUUCAGAGAGACAGACACAGAAACAGAGAGCUCUCACAGAGCUCCGGGUUCUGUUCUUGCUCACCAUACCGCCAGACGCUGACUUCUGAAGAGUAGAUGAGCUCCCCAGCACCAGUCCUCUGUUUAUAUAGAUAUAGAUGUCGACCACAUUCUGCAGUGUCAACAACUUCUUAUGGCCUAAUGGCGUGAACAAACAGGGCUACAAUAGAAGGUCUUGUGCUGGUUCCUUAGAAUCUUCUUCGAACCGAGGGACUACCGGUUUUUUCGGUAGAAGUUGUAGGAGACAGCUGAACUGGACAAAUGAAAUGCCAGUGGAAGUCUGGAGACAAACCAAAUGCCAAGUUUUGGGAUCUGAAGUUGUUCCCUCUGACUCUGCUUAUGCACCGGACGAAGAAGAUGAGAUUCCGAGGGCAACCUUGAUAUGGAGGGCAGUCAAGUUACCGAUAUAUUCGGUAGCCUUGAUUCCUUUAACAGUAGGAAGUGCAUCUGCCUAUCUGCAGACAGGAAUAUUUGCGGCGAGACGGUAUUUUCUACUCUUGGCUUCAUCUGUUCUUAUCAUCACUUGGCUCAACUUAAGCAAUGACGUCUACGACUUUGACACGGGAGCAGACAAAAACAAGAAGGAAUCGGUCGUAAACUUGGUUGGCAGCCGUACAGGGACCUUUAUUGCAGCGUCACUGAUGCUCAUCCUUGGCUUCACGGGCCUGACGUGGGCUUCAGUGGAAGCAGGAAGCAUCCGUUCGAUUUUGUUAUUGGCUGCUGCAAUAGUGUGCGGUUAUAUAUACCAGUGCCCACCGUUUCGGCUAAGCUACCAUGGAUUGGGAGAGCCAUUGUGCUUUGCAGCAUUUGGCCCAUUUGCUACCACUGCAUUUUACUUCUCACAAGGAAGCGCUAGUGACCCGAGCUAUCUUCCACUGAGCGGCACAAUUCUAUGUGCUUCUGUUCUUGUUGGUUUCAUCACGUCUCUAAUCCUCUUCUGCAGUCACUUUCAUCAGGUGGAUGAAGAUGCUGCCGUGGGAAAAAUAUCUCCUCUGGUAAUUCUCGGGACUGAAAAAGGAUCGAAAGCAGUGAAAGCAGUGGUCGUGGCACUGUAUGCCCUUCUUGUAGCUUUUGGCCUUAGUGGAAGUCUUCCUCUACCUUGCAUUUUCCUCUGUGCCCUCACCUUACCAAUGGGAAAUCGGAUUGUCAGUUUUGUUGAAGAGAACCAUGAGGACAAACGGUUGAUCUUCAUGGCAAAGUACUACUGUGUGAGACUGCAUACACUAUUUGGAGCGGCUUUGGCUGUUGGACUUGUAGUAGCUCGAAAGAUCGGCAUAAGAUGAACUUCGUUGCUUCUCUGUGAUCCAGUGGUUUUUUAUUCUAUUCAUAUUGCAAGCAGAGAUCCGUCGAAAUGGAAAUUUUCAUGUGGUGGACAAGAUGCGAGGAAGUCUUCUACUCAGACUCUGGCUGUGAUCGGAUUCCCGGCAUAUGCAACAAAGAAAAUUCCAUCUGUAACCUAUUAACAUUUGUUGUAUUAUCUAAAACUAUGAACUUCAGACAACACAUCAAUUAGUGUUGGUUCCAAUGGAGUGCUCCUGUAUCGAUUAACCUUGUCAUGCGUUUUUAUCGAAAGGAACGGCUUUGCUGCAAA